AUGCCUGGGAAAGUGAAGGUUCGAAUUGUGUCGGCCAGAGGCUUGCCUGUUAUGGACCGUUCCAGUGACUUGGCUGAUGCGUUUGCAGAGGUAGGAUAUUAAAAUUAAGUCUAUUUUGAAAAGCUUUGGAAUUUGAGAAUAGAAUCUAGAUCACCAUAUCAAUCACCCGGUGUCCCAGGAAAUAUGGCAUAUGCCCCCUCCAAAAUUUGGCCCCCCUGAGCCAAAUAUCCUAGGAAAUUUCCCCCCCUGGGGGCAAUAUUUCCUAGGAUAUUUGGCCCCCUCUUUGGAAAUUUGGCCUCCCUUUUAGGAUUUGAACAAAUACAUGCAGUACUUCCAAGAAAUAACUUAUCAAAAACAGCAUCCAAGACACAGGUAUCUUGGGUCCACUGUGUGUUUAUGGGUGCCCACGGGUGCGUCUGUCCUGUUGGCGCUGUGGGUCCACCGGGCGCUUGCGGGUGCGUUCAGUGUGCAGGCCUUUGCGUCUGUGGGUGAAGACACAGCUGAGAAAGAGUUCUCUUUGUAGAUCGUUGGAAAUUAUUGUGUUUUGCUUUUCAUAAACAAACCGAAAAACAAAUAAUUCAUGAAAGUGAAUAUCUUAUAAACUUGUCAUUGACAAAUAUAUAUGUGAAAUUUCAGUCUAAAGAAGAUAAUACUGGUAUAACCAGCAUUUCAAAACCUUUAAACAUAAACAUUCGACAACUUAGGCAAUUAGCACAUCACUCAUGGUUACCUAGAAUCUACAUGAAAGCAAGUGGUUAUGAUUUAGUUUUUGCAACAUUUAUUAAGGAAUCUGGAAAUGAGUCAGGGUUUUCACGCUGAAGACAUAAUAAAUCUACAGCGCAGUGUUUAGAAUUUAUGUAAAAUUUACCUUUUGUGUUGGCUUUGUCAUAUGUUAAUGACCACGGUCAAAAACUGUUAAUGACCCAAAUAAUGAGCUCACAGGUCCUCACAAUCAAACCAUUUUGAGAGAUCGCAUCUUAUAAGAUAUUACAAAUUAUUUUUAACCAGAUCCAUACUCUACAGUAUAGACUAUAAUUAAAUUAACUGAGAAAAACAAGAAUUUUAGGCAGCCGAUGUUUGAUGACAUCAUGUGUCAGCGAAUAUGGACAGAGCAGUGACAAUGUAGAUAAUGGUAAUUAAUAUACUCGUUUCUAAUAAUUACCAGCAAUUAGAGUAAAAUUAAUUUUUUAAUCAAUUUUAAGAUUAUUCAAUUUUUUGAUUUUAUGAUCCAUGUUUCUGAGGGGAUGAUUUCCAAAGAGGGGGUCCUCUUCUAGGAAAUAUCUGUGGGAGAGGGCCAAAUUUCCUGUGACACUGCCACCACCUUUUUUAUCACGGAGGGGGGGGGGGAUUUCCUGCGACACCCGGCACCAUCAAGCUCAGACAUAACACAAAAAUGAGAUCCCAUUGAACACUGCGAGCAACAACCUCAUACCCAGAGUUGUGCGAGCAACUCAAAUUUAUUCUAUUUGUUAUUUGACAUUUUGAUUCAAUAUUUAUUGUCAUUCCAGCUUAACCCAUUAGAGUGCGAGACUCUCUCCUUGACAAGUAAAAUCGGCUGGCAUUAGACCGAGUAAAAGGAUAAAGUAGGGCGCAUUUGGGCGCAUUGCUGCUCAAUGGGUGUCGAUUGUGUAUUCCCAAAAGUCACAGUUAUUUUGUAUAUUUGAAUUGUUUUGGUUUAGGUGAAGUUGGGAAACAUGGUAUACAAAACGGAAGUGUGUAAAAAGUCUUUAAACCCUAUUUGGAACUCUGACUGGUACAGGUUUGAA
Paramuricea clavata is the source of this 1766-nucleotide messenger RNA. The record is from the annotation of a GenBank genome assembly. Lineage: Eukaryota; Metazoa; Cnidaria; Anthozoa; Malacalcyonacea; Plexauridae.